CGUUAAACGUCUAAGGUUGUUGGGCGAGCGCCUGAUUUGUAGACUGUCACUUGUUUCGGAGCUAUCAGUGAUGUCAUUUUUCGAAUUAGUUCACGAUGCACCACCAAUCGAAGUAUAUGCACUAACAGAAGCAUGUAAUGAAGACAAAGAUACCCACAAAGUUAACCUUGGCGUUGGUGCUUAUCGCACAAAUGAAGGCAAACCAUGGGUUCUACCUGUAGUUCGAACGGUUGAGUCUCUCAUGGCAGCUGAUCAUAACCUUGAUAAGGAAUAUCUUCCAGUAUCUGGUAUUGAUAUUAUGUGCAAAGCGGCGACCAAACUCGUCCUUGGGGAAGAUUGUAAACUGAUUGCUUCUAAAAAGGCAGACAGUUGUCAAACGUUGGGAGGAACAGGUGCGGUGUAUUUGGCUCUUCAGUUCCUAUCAAACAUUUCCAAAUGUACUACUGUCUACAUUUCCGACCCUUCAUGGCCUAAUCACAAGGGUAUAUCUCUCCUUGUCCGUCUUGAUAUAAAAGAGUAUCGUUACUGGGAUCCUUCGUCUAGGAAGGUCAACUUUACUGGGAUGUUAGAGGACCUAAACAAAGCCCCUGAACGAGCUAUUGUCAUUCUGCACGCCUGUGCUCAUAACCCAACUGGGACUGAUUUAUCUCAUGAUCAGUGGAAACAACUGGCAUUAUUUAUUAAGGAGAAAAAACUUUUCCCUGUAUUUGACAUGGCUUAUCAAGGAUUUGCUAGCGGAAACUUAGACAAUGAUGCGUGGGCUGUCCGUUUAUUUGCUUCAAUGGGGAUGGAGAUGUUUAUUGCUCAAUCAUUUUCAAAAAAUUUCGGACUUUAUAAUGAACGUGUUGGCAAUCUAAUAUUUAUCACACAAGAUCCAGUAACUACAUCACAUGUAAAAUCACAAGUGAAAUUAUUAAUUCGUCAAACAUGGUCCAAUCCACCACAACAUGGUGCACGAAUUGUUGCUACCAUAUUAAAUAAUAUUUCGUUAUUCAAUGAGUGGAAAACCUGUGUGAUUGCAAUGGCCCAACGUAUUCGUGAAAUGAGGCAGGGACUUUAUGAGCGCUUGAGAAGUUUAGGAACACCAGGGAAUUGGGAGCAUAUCAUCAAUCAAGUUGGCAUGUUUUCAUAUACCGGUCUAACACCUACUCAAACACAAUAUAUGAAGACAAAACAUCAUUUAUACAUUAUGCAUGAUGGUCGUAUUAAUAUGUGCGCUUUAACUACAAACAAUAUUGACCAUAUUGCACAAGCUAUACAUGAUACGGUUAUUAAUGUUAAAGAAUAAUCACUGGAAAUGACUGAUUAUGAGCAAAAUUUUGUUUAGAAUAAAGAAAGAAAAAAACACAGGAUAUAUGUGUAGUUAUUUUCCUCUUUCAUGUUAGUUACAAUUUUCAUAUAUUCAUCCUUUUUUUAAAAGUAGAGAUUAAAGAAAUUAACAGUUGCUUGCCUUUUCUUCUUCUUCAUCACUAUAUCAACGUCAUCAUGAUGAUACAAUAUUCCUUAGUUCUAUCAUGUUGGUUUUCACCAUUCAUUUUUUCAUUGAUACAUUUCAUCCAUCCUAAUGUAUUUCUUCUACCACUAGUGUAUUAUACACGAAGUGUUUUCUUAUUGAUAUAACCGUUUUUCUCUUAUUAUUAGUACAUUUAUAUAUGAUUGAAUAUUUGUAGUAUUUUGUAUUAGUUACUACUACUAUUAAUUAUUAAGAUGGUAGGUUAUAUUCUUUUUUUUUACUGCACUAUUCCUCGUUCCUUUGUGUAACCUUAGUAUAUUGUAUUUUUAUUGACAGCAUCUACUAAUAAAUGUACGAAUAGAUAAUAGUAUAAAAAGUUUGGGAAGUAAUAUGUUUCUCAUUUUUAUCGUAAAUUAAAUAAAUAAGUUUGUAUGGUUUUG
Molecule: messenger RNA, 1893 nt
Organism: Schistosoma spindalis
Lineage: Eukaryota; Metazoa; Platyhelminthes; Trematoda; Strigeidida; Schistosomatidae
Source: the annotation of a GenBank genome assembly